Exophiala xenobiotica is the source of this 2427-nucleotide messenger RNA. RefSeq lists its product as uncharacterized. Gene Ontology annotation, biological process: purine nucleotide biosynthetic process; ribonucleoside monophosphate biosynthetic process; 5-phosphoribose 1-diphosphate biosynthetic process. The record is from RefSeq and is a predicted model, not a curated record. NCBI's taxonomy places the organism in Eukaryota, Fungi, Ascomycota, Eurotiomycetes, Chaetothyriales, Herpotrichiellaceae. The coding region runs from base 127 to 1731 and encodes 534 amino acids. Gene Ontology annotation, molecular function: ribose phosphate diphosphokinase activity; magnesium ion binding. Gene Ontology annotation, cellular component: ribose phosphate diphosphokinase complex; cytoplasm. The transcript is spliced from 2 exons.
AUAAUCUCGACACCCAUAUGGAUUGACAUGCGUUGACUGACCUCGCAACAUCCACUUCAUUGCUGCCUUCAGCGCUCUUUGCUUUUUCAGUUCUGUCGCGGGGCUCGUUGUCCGCCCAUCUUCACCAUGAGAGGAGUCAAGGUCUUUUCAGGCCGGUCUCAUCCCACCCUAGUCCAAUCAAUAUGUGAAAGGCUAGGAACUACACCGGCCAACGUCGAAUUGGGUAACUUUGCAAACGGUGAAAUCAGUGUGCAGAUUGGGACUUCGGUCAGAAAUGAAGAUGUCUUCAUCGUUCAGAGUGGCAGCCCUCACAUCAAUGACAGUGUCAUGGAAAUGCUCAUCAUGAUUGCUGCAUGUAAAGGCGGCUCAGCAAAGUCCAUUACAGCAGUCAUACCCUACUUUCCCUACUCACGCCAAUCCAAGAAGAAGAGCCAUCGUGGAGCAAUCACUGCCAAAAUGCUAGCCAACCUGAUGGUGGUUGCCGGCGUGGACCAUGUCAUCACAGUCGACUUACAUGCCUCGCAGAUGCAGGGUUUCUUCGGAAAGCCCGUCGACAACUUGUUUGCUGAACCUAUCAUUGCUCGCUGGAUCAAGACGAACGUGCCCCACUGGAAAGAAGCGGUGGUCGUCAGUAAGAAUGUGGGUGGCACCAAACGAGUCACGUCGCUAGCAGAUGCUCUCAAGCUGAGUUUUGCCCUCGUGUCGACGGACAGAGACCGUUCUCGGCCAUCCCAUCACAGCAACUACUUGAUGGACAGCACCAUCUUCUUUGAUGCUAUCGAGCCGCAAUCCAUACGACUGGAGCAUCGCCAGAGUGACGGAGAUGAUGCCGAUCACGCUGACAACGAAUUGGAAGAUCCUUUCGAGGACAAGCACCGGAAUGUGCUCCCUCACCGCAACAAGAGCUCCGCAAAGAACGGAUCGAACCGUCUGUCACGCCCCAAGGCAGUCACAAUUGCAUCAAGCCCCCUUGUGCAGACGACAAGAGUGGAGUCUUCUCCCGCACCUGCGUCGCCGAAUGAGUUGACCCGAAUCGAGACCGCACCAAGCGCACGCCGUCCCUCCGAAUACGAACCUAGUGAAGCCCUGCACGACGAGAGAGCACGCGAUGUGAUUGUAGGUCGCUUGGUACAGGGUCAUCUGGUGGAUGACGACCAUCCAUCACCUGCACUUUCAAGUUCGGCCUCAGUCUCCGGCCUCCCGGGCGAUCACAAUCUGCCAACUCUGCAAGAUAGGAUCGAUUACGAUCCCAUGACUGCUUCUUUCGUAUCUAACGCGUCGUCCUUUCAACCAGAACAUGCACUGGGCGGCUCUUUCGAUGCUGCCGCUACCUCCGAUGAAGAAGACGAGCACAUGAAGCACCCCGGUCUCGAACAUACCAUUACUCUGGUUGGCAAUGUCAAGGAUAGGACAGUGAUCCUGAUGGACGACAUCAUCGACAAGUCGGGUUCCUGGAUAGCGGCCGCGGAGACCUGUGUCAAGAUCGGACAUGCCAAAAAGGUAUACUGCGUCGCUGUGCAUGCACUGUUUGGUGACGAUUCCUUGGAAGAACUGGAAGAAUGCGAGUGUAUCGACCACAUCGUUGUGACAAAUACCUUUCCCAUCACGACGGAACGAAUGAGGGAAUCGAAGAAGCUGAUUGUGAUCGACCUUGCCAAUCUCCUAGCUGAGGCGAUCCGUCGUAAUCAUCACGGAGAGGACAUGUCGACCAUGUUUCGCUUGAGUGAAUAGGUCAAAGGGCAGUGCGCUGUCGGUUCUCGUGCGAAGGCCACUGCCUUCCCCACUCGUCUUUGAAGCGUCAAUCUCAGCGUUCAGCUGUCUCACCAUACGCCGACGUAGCCGGGCAUGCUUCCCCUUGGAGGCGGAAGCAGAUGAUUCUCUGCUGGUCCUACGGAAAGUUGUCGACGGGGCAAGUUAAUUCGUGGACGUAGUAUGUCGUCGUCACCUCGAUUACUACAGUAUCCCUGUAGACCUGCAGAGACCUGCAACUUGUCAAACCCGUUUUCGGAUUCUCAGCCACAUUUUCUCUUGACUGCAGGCGAUCAAAGAAGCGGACAGGGUGGAAUUACGGUUUUGUCCAACCCCAGACUUCUGAGGAUUGUUACACAACAUCAUCAUGCGUUUUCUCGGCCUAAUGGAAUGUGUACAUUAUCAAAAUAUCCAAAUAUCCAGCCAGCCUCCGAUUACGAGAUAUUUCUCCCGAGUCGAGGGUUUUUGCGAAUGCUGGAAGUGGGAGAUGCAAACAGCUACUCGUACAGCUCGCGAUCAAUAGAAAAUCUUGCAGCUCGUCCUGGAUCGGCGUGAUGUAUCAACAUGGAGCUCUCAACCGCAUAUAGCUGGCUGCACAAUCACUCCGAUCUGCGAACCCCUGUGCUGAUAGCCUAUGGGGCUGACUAACGCCUCAAACGCCUGGGAUCCUGGGUGCUU